This is a messenger RNA of Strongylus vulgaris, 258 nucleotides long. Lineage: Eukaryota; Metazoa; Nematoda; Chromadorea; Rhabditida; Strongylidae. The record is from the annotation of a GenBank genome assembly.
AUGUUUGGAGAGAGAGAGAGGGCAGAGACGCAGAUCGUGAUGCGACAGACGCCGUACGAGUACUCGCUAAUCCGUUUCGUUUUUGAGUGUUCCGCGCCAGCCGGUGGUGAGGAAGUAAAGCUACCUGUAGAUAUCGAUCGUCCCGAUGACGUCAGUCAACAUAAGCCGAUCGAUAAAGUGUCCUGCCGCGAUUUCGACUAUGUUGGCGUCGUUUUCGUAUUGGCACGUAGCCAACCGCGUGACUCCUCAUCCGAGUGA